This is a messenger RNA of Toxoplasma gondii ME49, 396 nucleotides long. RefSeq lists its product as hypothetical. The coding region runs from base 1 to 396 and encodes 131 amino acids. The record is from RefSeq and is a predicted model, not a curated record. NCBI's taxonomy places the organism in Eukaryota, Apicomplexa, Conoidasida, Eucoccidiorida, Sarcocystidae. The transcript has 2 exons.
AUGAACACAGGCACAUUUAGGGUUUUUGUCCGCAGGGACCCCCAAUUCUGGAGAGCACAGGCCAAGCAUUCAUCUCCGCACAGCGGGCGUCGCGCGUGUCACAGCGCUGAGCUGUACACAUACAAAGUCGCAACUCUGCACAGAAGGCCUCUCUGGGCAGGCUGUCGAUUCGCCAGUUGUUUUUUGUGUGCUGCAGACCUGAAAACCCAGGUUUCUCUCCAGGAAGCCAUUCUGUUCAUUUUCCGGUCGACGUCACUGCAAAUUUUCCCGCAGAAGGGCCAGGAGAGGGCGAACUGUUUUUCAGCGCCUUCGUCUGCUUCGUGUUUAGGGAUCGCUUGUCGCCACCGCCUUUUUUCGACAGUUUUUUCCUCCCGGUCUCUGUUCGCUCUCGCCUGA